AUGCAGCCGCCGGCGCUGCCGCGACUCCUGCUGGGGCCGCUGCUGGUGUUGCUGGUGCUGCUGGAGGCCGCCGGCUGCGGGGAGGCUGCGGCCCCGCGGCCCCGAGACGCCGCCACCGCUUCCCUGCGCCCCACGGAGGAGGCCGGUGGUGCCGCCACGCGGAGCAGCAGCAGCAGCAGCAGCAGCAGCCGCCUGGCCGAGGUGUCAGCGCCGCCCGAGCAGGGCCAGCCCAUGACCCAGCGCGCCCUGUCCGUGCUGGUGCUGGCCAGUGCCGCCCUUAUCGUCUACUUCGUCAUCCGGACCGUGCGGCUCAGAAGGCAAAACAGAAAAACCCGAAGAUAUGGAGUUUUGGAUACAAACAUAGAAAAUAUGGAGCUGACCCCAUUAGAACAAGAUGAUGAUGAUGAUGAUACGCUAUUUGAUGCCAGCCAUCCUCGAAGAGAAGUACGUGCCUUUCAGUGAAAGAACUUAAUCUUAGAACCAGAGAAGGAGACUGCUUCAUGGGAGAAAUAAGAAGCAAGAGGGUAUGCGAGUGGGGGGAACUAAUUUAAUUUGUGUAUUUUAUGGCAUCCUUAAUAUCUUGCAAUAAGUAAUGUAUCAAUUUGUUGUAUCUUUUUUGUAUAUAGAGAUUCUCAAUGUAUAGCCUAUGGGGAGAGAAUACUAACUGCACUAAGAUAAAAAACCUAUUUGGAAGGGAGAUUACUUGUAAAACAGGCUGUUUUUUGCUUGUUACAAAUCUUGUAUGCCAUUAAGUAUGGUAUACACUUUUUUUCUACAGUAACCUGGAAUGUUAAUUUUUCCUUCUGAUAUUAAAUUGUAAAUAAAUAUAGCCACAGUGGACUUCUCUGAAUUGUUUGAACUUGAUUUUAAUUGAGGAGAUGAUUUAUUGUUUACCAAUAAAAAGCCAAACUACUGCCUUCUGUGUUGAGAAUUUAAAAAGCUGAAUUAACAUGUUUUGUGUAAACUUCAGUGAAAAAAUAAAAUGUGUUUACAGUGUUCCUAGCAUUUACUGUGAUACUCCAACAUUAUACAUUUUAAGGAUACUUGAGAUAUUAAUAUAAUUAUGUAAAACAUGGUAUUGCAACAUCUUCUUGCUGUUAAGACUCCCGAUUGCAACUGUUGAGUUAAUUUUUCUUGAGGUCUGUCUUCAGCUUGUGUGAGCAGAUGUGGUUCAGUGACUAGGGUGUUGCGGUGUAAUCCACAUGUUGUCAGUAUUCAGACCUGUAGUGAAACAGGGAUUAGCCUUUGGAAAAAUUCUAAAUGUUCUGUAACUCUAAAAUGAAACAUUGGCAUCAGAAGCAGCUGUUGCUGAAAUGUGUGGUAAUACUCACAUGAAUGUAGUUGACAUACAGCAGUUAUAUUUAUUUUUGUCUAGGCCCACAAAAAUUAUUAGAACAGUCUUUAAAACCUGGAAGAUAUAUGUUUUUUAAUGUGUUGCAGUUUCCACUGUAACUUUGAUAAUGUAGACAAAAAUGUUAAAAUUCUAGUUUAUAAUUAAUGUAUAUUUGUUGCUAAUUCCAUAUAUCCAUAAAUAUCAAGGCAUAAAGUUGCUACAGCAGUAUUGCUGGGUGUGACUGUAUCCUCAAAGUGCCAAAGUUGUGGGCUACAGAGAAAGGGGAAUAAUUUUUCCUGAUUCUUCAUCCUCUUGGUGUUUGAACAAAAUUGGAAUACUUUUCUUUGAGGUUAUUCCUACAGUGACUGGGUGGGGAGGGAGUCUGCUGUAGAUUUUCUUUACCUCUACUGGCUGAUUUGUUAUGUUGAAACCUUUUUGAUAUAGUAACAGCUCAGAUGAGGUCAAAUCAGCCUCCCAGGGUCAUUUUUACCUAUGGCCGGUGAUGUGCCACACACAGCUGGGAAAUAGAUUGUAUUUACAAUAAACACAAGUCUUUAUUUUG
Messenger RNA from Pseudopodoces humilis (Tibetan ground-tit), 1895 nucleotides. It is a transcript of the gene FAM174A, whose product is annotated as family with sequence similarity 174 member A. NCBI's taxonomy places the organism in Eukaryota, Metazoa, Chordata, Aves, Passeriformes, Paridae. The record is from RefSeq and is a predicted model, not a curated record.